AUGGCACCCCGUUUGUUAAACAAGAUAUGCCUCAUCACCGGCACAGGCGGUAGUAUGGGACGUGCAGCAGCCCUCAAGUUUGCCCAGGAAGGCGCUAAAAUAGUCGGCUGUGACAUCAAUGCCGUGGCCGACGCAGCAACCAUCGAAGCCGUACGAGAGCUAGGUGGUGAAAUGAUAUCCAUGUCCUCAUGCGAUCUCACAAAACGUGAAAACUGCGAGCAACUUGUCAACCUAGCCAUCGAAACCUAUGGACGCAUCGAUGUGUUGUACAAUAAUGCGGCGAUGGCCCACCUGAGCUGGAUCGAUGACGGCAAGGAUGAUGACUGGUACAAAACAAUUGACCAGGAGUUAAGCCUCGUCUACCUGUUGACUCGUGUCGCAUGGCCACACCUGAAGGAGUCCGGUGCAUCUAUCAUCAAUGUUGGCUCUGCCAACGGCUGGAUUGCGAUUCGUUCAGUGCCUGGUAUCGCUCAUACAGCCGCGAAAGCUGGUGUUAUUUCCAUGACACGCCAGUUGGCUAUGGAAGGGCGUGCGCACGGUAUCCGGGCCAAUUCGAUCUCACCAGGACUUAUUCAAACUCUGCAAACUGCGCCUUUGCUUGAGGACCCGGAGUGGACCUCAGAUGUGAUGCAGAAGAUCAUGAUUGGCCGUAUCGGUCAGCCAGAGGAGAUUGCGGCCGUGGCUAGCUUUCUUGCUUCAGAUGAGAGCUCCUAUAUCACUGCUGCAGAUAUUCGGGUGGAUGGUGGUAUGACAGCCUGGUAG
Messenger RNA from Penicillium expansum, 762 nucleotides. Its product is annotated as SDR family NAD(P)-dependent oxidoreductase. NCBI's taxonomy places the organism in Eukaryota, Fungi, Ascomycota, Eurotiomycetes, Eurotiales, Aspergillaceae. The coding region runs from base 1 to 762 and encodes 253 amino acids. The record is from RefSeq and is a predicted model, not a curated record. The transcript has a single exon.